UUUGCGUGGCUGUUUGGUCGUGACAGUGAUGGCGGCGCUUCCGCGGUGUUGUUGACUCUGUCGGUUUCCCCGUCGCGUUCGCUGAGCUUCGCCGCCUGGCUCAGUCUCUAUGAGGAGGCCGCAGCAGCUGGGCGGCCAUGGGCUCGCUAACCAGCCGGGUGUUGAGGGGGCAGGGGGGAGCCCCGCGCGGAGGGGAGGCGGCGGCGGCGGCGACUGUAGCCCUAGCCCUGAUGGGGGAAGGCAAUGGCAGGAGCAAGGGGAGCCGCAGCAGGGGGACCAAGAGGAAGUGGGGUGGCCCUGGCGACGGCACGAGCGACAGCGAUAGUAACGAGGAGGGCGAGCGGGAGGAGCGGCUGUUUAACACCCCCAGAAGGAAAAAACUAAAAAGUACCUCCAAGUAUAUUUAUCAGACUCUGUUUUUGAACGGUGAAAACAGUGAUAUUAAUAUUUGUGCCCUGGGAGAAGAAUGGAACUUGCACAAGAUAUACUUGUGUCAGUCUGGCUACUUUUCCAGUAUGUUCAGUGGAUCGUGGAAGGAAUCGGGCAUGGAUACAAUAGAACUGGAAAUUCCUGAUCAGAAUAUUGAUGUAGAAGCCUUACAGGUUGCAUUUGGGUCACUUUAUAGAGAUGAAGUGUUAAUAAAUCCCAGCCGAGUCAUUGCCCUCCUGGCUGCCGCUAGCAUGUUGCAACUGGAUGGCUUAAUUCAGCAGUGUGGCGAAACAAUGAAGGAAACAAUCAAUGUGAAAACUGUAUGCAGUUAUUAUAAUUCUGCAGGAACAUAUGGAUUAGAUUCUGUUAAGAAAAAGUGCCUUGAAUGGCUGUUGAACAACCUGAUGACGCAUCAGAGUGUGGAACUCUUCAAAGAACUCAGCAUAAAUCUCAUGAAACAUCUGAUCAGUUCCUCUAAUCUGUUCGUAGUGCAAGUGGAGAUGGAUGUAUAUACGGCUCUCAAGAAGUGGAUGUUCCUUCAGCUAGUGCCUUCUUGGAAUGGAUCACUGAAACAACUUUUAAGUGAAGCUGAUACCUGGUUUUCAAAGCGCAGAAAAGAUUUAGAGGAAGGUGUGUCGUUCUUAGAGUCUGAACAAGGACAUACAUUUCUGACAGUAUUCAGACAUUUGAGACUGCAGUACAUAGUUAGUGAUCUGGCAUCUGCAAGAAUUAUCGAGCGGGAUAAUUUGAUACCAGCAGAGUGGCUGUCCUCUGUUUACAAACAGCAGUGGUUUGCCAUGCUCAGAGCAGAACAGGACAAUGAUAUUGGGCCUCAGGAAAUCAAUAAAGAAGAACUUGAAGAAAACAGUAUGAGAUGUGGCAGGAAACUCUCCAAGGAUGGUGACUAUUGUUGGCGAUGGACUGGUUUCAACUUUGGCUUUGAUUUGCUGGUCACGUAUACAAACCGUUACAUCAUCUUCAAGCGCAACACGCUGUAUCAACCAUGCAGCAGCUCAGUCAGUCUGCAGCCCCGGAGGAACAUUGCUUUCAGGUUGCGUCUGGCUUCUUUUGAUAGCAGUGGAAAACUUAUUUGCAGUAGAACUGCAGGAUAUCAGAUAUUAACCCUUGAAAAAGAUCAGGAACAGGUAGUGAUGAACUUGGACAGCCGACUGCUGGUCUUUCCUCUGUAUAUCUGUUGUAAUUUCCUAUAUACUUCUCCAGAGAAAAGAAUAGAGAUUGACGGGCUGCCAGAUAACCUGGAACAUUGAGCAUUAUCUUUGAAACUCAGCACUGUUAAUCCAUUUUCUUGAAUGCUUUAAUUCAUGUGCCGCAUUGGUGCGCAGAAGGAAAGUAAUAAAAAGCCUUAUGUACUAUAACAGGUAAAAUGCAACUUCUACUCCUUACCUAUACAUUCCUAUGCAUUUUUGGAACAUUUACAAUUAAAUGUGGUAAACAUGUUUUUUUGUAAGUGUUUUUAGAGGGGGUGAUGUGACUUGGAAAUUAGAUCCCCCUGCCCCCCACUUAUUACAAAUUGAAUUGUAGUGGGCAAAGCUGAGCCUGUUUAAAUGUUGUGCUCUUAGAUAGGGCCACUUGACCCUUUUGAGUUUUUUUUGUUCAUGAAACAUUUUGGGAUUGUAUUGAGAGAAAUCUUUUUAUGCAAUACUAGGACUUACGCCCAUUGCGGGGGAAUAUGCAGUGGGCUUUAGAAAAGCAAGGUGACAAAAGUGGUGGGGCAAACAAGCAAGGUGACAGAAGUGGCGGAUGGUGGGAGAUGUGUGGGGGCUGGGAAAGGGAACGAGAAGGCCGCUGGUGGGGCCGGCGUGGAGGGUGCUCUGCUGGGCCGGCAGGUGUUUGGGGACUGGUAGAGUGUGGGGGAUGAAGGGAAGGCCUCUGGUAGGCCCAGCAUGGAGGGUGUUCUCCCACUGGCCCAAGUAGGUGUUUGGGGUCUGGGAGAGUCACCGGGGCAAGCCAUUGCCACCCUGGAGCCUGACUUGCCCUUUUGAGCACGCAUGCAAAGUGUUCCAAAGGUCAACCAAUGGGCAGGGCUGACCUGUGCACCCACUGGUUGAGAGUUUGUCAUUGGGACAAUUUGUGUGUUAUUGAAUUAUAUAGGAUAAGAUAUAGUUACAUGUAUAUUUUAUUUGUACUCAAGAUAUUUUUUAAAACAUGGGUUGUAUUUUUAAAGUAUGUUUUGUGGAAUAUACAGAGAAGAGAUUAAUGUAACUGUUUCAAUCCUGCAAUUUUAGUGGCUUCAGUCCACCUACAAUUCAGUGCCGGCACCUCCCUCAGUAACUGGGGAGUAUUUUUUCACAGACCAUUGAAGCACAGUGUGUUCUGCAAUGCUGUAAUGCAAGAGGAGGUCCCUGGAGGUAGACUUGCCAGACCCAGAGCAGGGCCUGCCUUUAAGAGCUGCAUCAGAGAGAAUAUGCUGCCCACCACACUUGUGACAUUUUGAAUCAUAUGAUACUCUUAAACGCACAAGAGGCAUCUCAGGUUCUGAGCCUAGCAAUGUUUUUAGUUUGCUUGGAGACACAUGUUAGAACAUGGAGGGUGAUUCAAAUGCUUGAGAAGACUUUAAGAAAAUUUAUCUUUGAGAACUCUCCAUGGCGUGCCUUGCACCUUCUCAGUCUCUUUUACCUGGGCUUGUCAACGAUUUUCACACAAAAUUCUGUGGAAGCCAGAAGUGUGCCAAGGGCAAGUUUUCAAAGCAAGGUAGCGUCAUUAUCUUGCUUUACUGGGAAUAAACAUCCUGAUUACGCUCAGGAACUUGUGACCUUGGAGUGCCUUUUGAGUUAUAUAUGUAUUUGAACAGUUUUCACAUCACUAAAGCUAGAUUUGCUGGAACCCAAAAGAGGAACCAAGAUCAUAGAUGUCUUGGGUUGGUAUAUAAAAAGAGAGUGAUCCUUUAAAGACAAGAUGUAAACUUUUAUGUUCUUUGUAUAUACCUGGGGUUUUUUGGUUUGCUGUUGAAUCUUAAAUUUUGUUGGUAGACUAUUUUGUAAUAUUACUUUAAAAAGUGCUCUUUUAUGCUGUGAAGAUAAAAUAACAUGUUCAGCCGUCUGAAGCUAUGUUAAAUUGUAAAUAAACAUCUUCAAUUAAUUUCUAA
Sphaerodactylus townsendi is the source of this 3535-nucleotide messenger RNA. RefSeq names its product germ cell-less 1, spermatogenesis associated (gene GMCL1). Gene Ontology annotation, biological process: germ cell development. Bases 138 to 1697 code for a protein of 519 amino acids. The record is from RefSeq and is a predicted model, not a curated record. Gene Ontology annotation, molecular function: protein binding. The transcript has 14 exons. Lineage: Eukaryota; Metazoa; Chordata; Lepidosauria; Squamata; Sphaerodactylidae.